Messenger RNA from Scomber japonicus (chub mackerel), 3546 nucleotides. It is a transcript of the gene eml3, whose product is annotated as EMAP like 3. The coding region runs from base 161 to 3175 and encodes 1004 amino acids. The transcript has 24 exons. Gene Ontology annotation, biological process: microtubule cytoskeleton organization. Gene Ontology annotation, cellular component: mitotic spindle. NCBI's taxonomy places the organism in Eukaryota, Metazoa, Chordata, Actinopteri, Scombriformes, Scombridae. Gene Ontology annotation, molecular function: microtubule binding. The record is from RefSeq and is a predicted model, not a curated record.
UUGCAGGAAACCGUCUACGUUUCCGGUAAUGUUGUUGCUAAUCUUGCUAGCUUGACAAAGUCCCUAGAGUGACUUGUGACGCUCCUCUCCCAGCAUGGAAAACACACCUCAGUCCACACGUUACCUCUAGACUAACUCCACACAACGUAAAGUUGGGAUUAUGGACUCCUCUACAAACAGCUUAGAUGAUGCGUCAGCAGACAGCAGCGCUGAGUUUCCAGACCGAGCAUCCAUGAUGGAGGUGCGUCUGCAGGCGCAGGAGGAUGAGAUCACGCUGCUGAAAUCCUCCCUGGCCGACGCCCUGCGCAGGAUCCGCCUCCAUGAUCAGCUCCUCCCGUUACUGAAACAGCAGCUCAUCGCAGUGAACCCGAGUGCUGCACGGGUGCUGAACCAAGUCUGCUGUUCAGAUGGUUGUACCAGCAGCAGAAAACUGUCCACCAGCUCAGCCAUCGAUGGAGUCCGUCACCCUGCUACCAGUCAAUUGUCAGAAAGCACUGUGACCAAUGCAAAUGGUCACAUAGGAAGUCCAGUGUCCGUGGAGCCUAGACCCAGACCAGUAACACUGGACAGGUCAACCCAGACAGAACCCACCAUCCUAGGGCAGGACACUGGGCAGGAAAGGAUCCCUGCGCCCAAGCGGGCACAGAGCCUGCAGCUGGAGGAUGCCCUACCACCAGGGCAAUCCAUGGUUGAAGCAACAAGGGCCAAGCUCCACCGUGUCCCUGGUAUGGAGGAAGAGGAUGAGGAGCAGGAGGAAUAUGAAGAAGGUAGAAGUGAGCAGGAAAAGGAGUUGAGCUGGACAUCGUCAGUGGAGGAGCCCAUUCAGCCCACCACCAUCACAGGCCUUCAGAGGGAGGACUUCCAGGAUGGAGCCUGCUCUCCAGAGGAGCCCAGCUCUGCCUCGCCUUUAGUCAGAACAUCAGAGCAGAACCUCAGCCCUCGCUCUGGACCCCUGUCCACUAUCCAGGAAGGAGAGAAGCAAACUCUGGUUCGUAGGAACAGCGAGAAACUGGGGAACCCGGAGAGGCAGAGGAAACGUCUGGACAAGAAGGCAGCGUCCUCGGCCAACCUUCUCACCCGCUCCCCAAGUCUGGAGAACCGGGCUAAGGAGCUUGUCGCCAAUGCAGGAUCCCCCGGGUCCAGAAGAGGAACCUACAGCCAAGGGCAGUCCAUCAAAAUGUUCAUCCGAGGCCGACCAAUCACAAUGUACAUCCCCUCUAACAUCCAAAACUAUGAAGACCUGAAGAUGGAGCCGCCCUCUGAGAGACUGGAGCUAGAUUGGGUCUAUGGUUACCGAGGACGGGACUGUCGGGCCAACCUGUACUUCCUUCCAACGGGCGAGGCGCUGUACUUCACCGCUUGUGUCGUCGUCCUUUAUCACAUCAACAACCGCACACAACGCCACUAUCGCAAACACACAGACUGCGUCCGCUGUCUCACCAUCCAUCCUGACAAGGUGCGAGUGGCAUCUGGACAGACAGCAGGGGUGGAGAAAGAUAAGCCUCUACAGCCUUGUGUUCAUAUCUGGGACUCCACCACGCUGGUCACUCUGCAGCAGAUCGGUCUUGGAACGUUCCAGAGAGGAAUUGGAUCAGUUGCAUUCUCCUCUGCUGACUCUGGAGCGUUCCUUUGUGUGAUCGAUGACACUAAUGAACACAUGCUGUCAGUAUGGGACUGCAACAAGGGGACCAAGCAUGCAGAGGUCAAGAGCACCAAUGAGGCUGUUUUUGCUGUGGAUUUCAACCCCAGCGACAGCACCAACAUCAUCACCUGUGGUAAAUCCCACGUCUACUUCUGGACACUGAGUGCAGGACAGUUCAUGAAGAAACAAGGCAUCUUUGGAAAAUACAAGAAGCCCAAGUUCAUCCAGUGCUUUGUGUUCAGCCUGACUGGAGAUGUUCUGACUGGAGACUCAGAGGGAAACAUCCUGACGUGGGGAAAAUCAGCAGCAGAUAUCAAAACUCUUGGUAAAGGAGCCAAAGAGACCUUCCAGAUCAUGCGUCAGACCCGAGCCCAUGAAGGCAGUGUGUUCACCCUGUGCAACCUGCAGGGCGGCGCUCUGCUCAGCGGAGGAGGGAAAGACCGCAAGAUCAUCCGCUGGAGCGCCGACCUGGCACCUGAGAGAGAGUGUGAGAUUCCAGAGAAGUUCGGGGCGGUCCGUACCAUCGCAGAUGUGGAUGGUGAGGAACUGUUAGUGGGAACAACCAGGAAUGCCAUCCUCAGAGGAACCUUCUCUGACGGAUUUGUGGCCAUAGUGCAGGGUCAUUUAGAUGAGAUGUGGGGGCUGGCUACACACCCCUCUGUGAACACCUUCCUCACCUGUGGUCACGACAGGCAGGUGUGUUUGUGGAACACAGAGGAACACAAGCUGGACUGGUGCAUCACUAUGGAGGAAUAUGGGCUGUGUGCUGAUUUCUGCCCUGUUGGAUCAGUGGUUUCAGUCGGCCUCAGCACAGGAAGGUGGGUGGUCCUCGACCUGCUGACCAGAGAGGUGGUGUCAGAGUUCACUGAUGGGAACGAGCAGCUGUCUGUGAUGAGAUACUCACCAGACGGCAGCGUUUUAGCCGUUGGAUCUCAUGACAACUUCAUCUACAUCUACAAUGUGACAGAGAGCGGCCGGCGUUACACUCGCUUCGGGAAAUGUAAUGGUCACUCCAGCUUCAUCACCCACCUGGACUGGUCCAAAGACGGGAAGUACAUCAUGUCUAAUUCAGGAGACUAUGAGAUCCUCUACUGGGACAUUGCUGCAGGUUGUAAACUAUUGAGGAAUCGCUUUGAGAGCAAAGACAGAGAAUGGGCUUCCUACACCUGUGUGCUGGGCUUCCACGUCAUGGGCGUGUGGUUGGAGGGAUCCGACGGCACCGAUAUCAAUGCGCUGUGUCGCUCUCACGGCGAGACGAUGGUGGCGGUGGCUGACGACUUCUGUAAAGUCCACCUGUUCCAGUACCCCUGUCCUAAACCAAAGGCACCAAGCCACAGGUAUGAAGGCCACGGCAGCCAUGUCACCAACGUCUGCUUCACCCACAGCGACUCGCACCUGCUCUCCAUCGGCGGCAAGGACACCUGCAUCCUUCAGUGGAAGGUGAUGGGAGGAGGGGGGGGCAGCAGCAGCAGGGAGGGACCGGCCUCAGUGUCAUCCACCUCCACCAGCUCUCCAGAACCUGCCACCAGCUAGGAAGGAGGUGACAGAGAGAGAAGUGUUUACACACAGCCAGAGAGGCGUGUAAGACGGUGGACGGCAGCCUGUUAUUGGCUCUUGGGGGCCACUGCCGCCUCCGUUUCAUACAGAACAUGUAGAAGAAUGUUCAUAUUAAAUGUACACUCGUGCACACGCAUAAUCAUGUUUAAUCCUCGUGAACUGGACGGUGUGAUAUCCUCACCAUAGCACAGACAGAUGUUGAACAUGUGGAGAAGAUCAUAGGAAGUCAUAUGUUUGCUGGUACAGAACAUGACCUGACUGCUAUGGUGACAGAGACUUUAAGUUUUACAGUGAAUGUUCUGUGUUUCACUUUCACUUUUCGUCCAUCUCAUUCUGCAUUGUGGCGC